This is a messenger RNA of Drosophila arizonae, 881 nucleotides long. It is a transcript of the gene Adhr, whose product is annotated as Adh-related. NCBI's taxonomy places the organism in Eukaryota, Metazoa, Arthropoda, Insecta, Diptera, Drosophilidae. The record is from RefSeq and is a predicted model, not a curated record. Gene Ontology annotation, cellular component: cytoplasm. Gene Ontology annotation, molecular function: oxidoreductase activity.
GAAAGCUCAGUGAUAAAGUAGAGGCCGAACCGUUUGGUAAAUAUGUUCGAUUUGGCAGGCAAACACAUCUGCUAUGUGGCCGACUGUGGAGGCAUCUCGCUAGAGGCGUGCAAGGUGCUGAUGAGAAAGAAUAUUGCAAAACUCGCCAUCCUGCACAGUGUGGAGAACCCGCAGGCCAUUGCCCAGCUGCAGUCGAUCAAGCACAGCACCCAGAUCUUCUUCUGGACCUACGAUGUGACGAUGGCGCGCGAGGACAUGAAGCAGUACUUUGACGAGGUCAUGGUGCAAAUGGACUACAUCGAUGUGCUCAUCAAUGGGGCAACGCUCUGCGACGAGCAGGACAUCGAUGCAACGAUCAGCACUAACCUGACCGGAAUGAUGAACACCUGCGCCACGGUGCUGCCUUACAUGGAUAAGCAGCAGAUGGGCAAGGGCGGUAUGAUUGUGAACGUGACCUCAGUGGUUGGACUGGAUCCCUCGCCCGUCUUCUGCGCCUACAGUGCAUCCAAAUUCGGUGUGAUUGGCUUUACCAGAAGUCUAGCGGAUCCCUUGUACUACUCGCAAAAUGGAGUCGCUGUGAUGGCCGUGUGCUGUGGACCCACCAAGCUGUUCGUCGAUCGUAAGCUCACAGCCUUCCUCAGCUAUGGCCAAACAUUCGCCGAUCGCCUGCGCACGGCUCCAUGCCAAUCGCCCACUGUGUGUGCGAAGAACAUCGUCAAGGCGAUCGAGUGUGGCGAGAAUGGCCAGAUUUGGAUAGCCGACAAAGGGGGGCUGGAGUUGGUCAAGCUACAUUGGUAUUGGCAUAUGGCCGACCAGUUGCUCCACUACAUGCARAGGCCCAACGAGGACGAGGACGAGGAUGGAAAUGAUUAACCGCGCAG